Messenger RNA from Linum tenue, 1406 nucleotides. The record is from the annotation of a GenBank genome assembly. Lineage: Eukaryota; Viridiplantae; Streptophyta; Magnoliopsida; Malpighiales; Linaceae.
CAACCACGCGCAGGAGAAGAAGGCAGAAUCUCCCCCUCUGGCCUCUACCCAACUCCCCGUAUUUAUUGGCCGUUUCAAAAUCAUUUCCCACACCCUUCUUUCCGUUUUCUACUUUUCUCCUCCGCUCGACUCCACUCCACAGAAAGGAAAGGAAAGGAAAGGAAAGGAAAAAGGGGAAGAAAUCGGAGAAAGCGAAUAUUGAACAGAGCAUCGAGUCCACCGAGAUUUCGAUUCGCGCUCGCCGGAGAAUUCCAUUUUCCCCGUCUUCCAAUCCCAAGUAGACAAGUCCAUUCUCUUCUCGAUCUGUUCGCCCCUCGGGUUCGAGAGAUCUGAGAGGAGGGAAUUGGAGAUACACAGAGUAAGAGUAGCAAUAGUAUUAUUUGUUGACGGAAAAGGAAACCAUGGCGCAUAAGGUAGAUCACGAGUACGAUUACCUCUUCAAGAUUGUGCUGAUCGGAGACUCCGGCGUCGGUAAAUCCAACAUUCUUUCCCGCUUCACCAGAAACGAAUUCUGCUUGGAGUCCAAAUCCACCAUCGGCGUCGAGUUCGCCACCAGAACUUUGCAGGUGGAAGGAAAGACUGUAAAGGCUCAGAUUUGGGAUACAGCAGGCCAGGAGAGGUACCGAGCGAUCACAAGUGCUUACUACAGAGGGGCAGUUGGUGCACUCCUUGUCUAUGACAUUACCAAGAGGCAAACAUUUGACAAUGUCCAACGGUGGCUACGCGAGUUGAGAGACCAUGCAGAUUCCAACAUUGUCAUAAUGAUGGCUGGAAACAAGUCCGACUUGAAUCACCUGAGGGCUGUUUCAGAUGGAGACGGACAUACCUUGGCCGAGAGAGAAGGUCUCUCAUUCCUCGAGACGUCAGCACUUGAAGCAACGAAUAUCGAGAAGGCAUUCCAGACGAUACUGACAGAGAUAUACCAUAUCAUAAGCAAAAAGGCGUUGGCUGCCCAGGAAGCCGCUGCUAAUUCUUCCAUUCCUGGCCAAGGAACCACCAUCAAUGUUGCAGAUGGCUCAGGCAAUGUCAAGAAAGGAGGUUGCUGCUCUGCCUAAGGAGCCCGUGUCUACUGACUGACCAAUGGGUAGAAAGCACUAUCGGCAAGCAACCAUUCUUCCUUCCUUUGUUUUUCAUUUCUUUUGGGUUUUCAUUUAGCAAUUUUUGGCCAAGAGGAGACCUGUAGAUUACUCUCUGUUCCCCGUAAAUUGAGAAUGUGAAAUUUGCAAAGAUGCUAUGGUUAGAUUUCAGGGUGGCCUUUUCCUUUUCUGCUUAUUUCUUUGUAUUUUACACUUUCAAACAAAGCUUGGAUAUGAUGAUAGCACGGAUGUAGAGUGACCACAUAUUAUCUCAGUUGAGACUUCUUGAGACACACAGUGCCUAAAAGCAGAGAAAUUCGUUUUUCCUUU